AUGACCAGUUGUGGCCAGCAGUCCCUGAACGUGCUCGCCGUCCUCUCGCUCCUGUUUUCCGCAGUCCUGUCGGCGCAUUUCCGGGUCUGUGAGCCCUACACGGACCACAAAGGCCGCUACCACUUCGGCUUCCACUGCCCCCGGCUGUCGGACAACAAAACCUUCGUCCUCUGCUGCCACCAUAACAACACGGUCUUCAAAUACUGCUGCAACGAGACGGAGUUCCAGGCGGUGAUGCAGGCCAACCUCACGGCCGGCUCCGAGGGCUACAUGCACAACAACUACACGGCGCUGCUGGGAGUGUGGAUGUAUGGCUUCUUCGUGCUGAUGCUGCUGGUCCUGGAUCUUUUGUAUUACUCGGCCAUGAACUACGACAUUUGCAAGGUUUACCUGGCGCGGUGGGGCAUCCACGGACGCUGGAUGAAACAGGACCCCCGGCGGUGGGGAAACCCCACACGGGCCCCUCGGCCUGGGCAGCCGACCACGCAGCCUCCCCCAGGCCCCCUGCCACAGGCCCCCCAGGCCAUGCACACACUGCGGGGAGAUGGCCACAGCCCACCACUGAUGACCUUCCAGAGCUCGUCCGCCUGGCCGCGUCUGCCGACCAGACCUCUGGUUCAGGGGGUCGACCUGGGCUGGAUCCAGGUCGCGUCUGCCGACCCGACCAGACCUAUGGUUCAGGGGGUCAAUCUGGACUUGAUUCAGGCCAUGUCUGCCAACCAGACCUCUGGUCUCCAUGAGGCUCCCUGUGGGCAGUCAGUGGUCAUUAAGCUCUUCAAAGCCUUACUUAGCCACGUAGAGGGCCUGCCCACAGAGAAGGACCGAGCACCCCUGUCAGAAAUCCCCAGGGCCGGGGAGGAGGGGCACCCCAGCAGCCUGAGCUGCCACUUAAAAAGCAAUGUGGGAGGCCCCAGCGCUCCCCUCCACGCAGCCCCCCGCCUCCAUGGUCCCCACAGACGCUCACUCCAUCAUCCUCCAUCACGGAAAUAUGAUUUCCCCGCCAGCCUGGAGCCGGGCACCAAAUCACAUCACCAUGCAGAUGGCACCGAGGGCCCCAGCCGGCGGUCCCCAUAA
Molecule: messenger RNA, 1074 nt
Organism: Elephantulus edwardii (Cape elephant shrew)
Lineage: Eukaryota; Metazoa; Chordata; Mammalia; Macroscelidea; Macroscelididae
Exons: 6
Coding region: 1-1074 (357 amino acids)
Source: RefSeq, a predicted model, not a curated record